GAAGAAGAUCAGGCUAUUGGCGCUUGCCCAAGUUCGUCAACGAAUACGCGGUGGUCAGUUCAUGAGGGACACGCCGAUCGACAUCAAUGUUUCAUCUGUGUUCAAUGCCUCCGGAAUCGUUGGGAAUCGUUCGGAUUACAAGUACACCAUGAUGCAGAGCAUCCUGCAUACAAUGAAUCCCAUGGACACUUCCGCUCUCACCAUGAUGCACGCAUUGUUGUUCAGUCCUUUUGAAGAGGUGCUGCGAGAAGCACAUCUACGAGUUGAUCGAGACCAUUAUCAAUCCCACCAAGAAUGGCAGGACGCGAUCGAGAGUUUCAUAUUGGAAAUAAAUCGGAAGAUGGUCGAACUGUUCCACCUGGAGUUGGAUUUGAUGCGGGACUAUCGAGUUGAUCUUCUCUCCCUGGUCUUGGCUGAACGUGAGCGCGCGUCAAAGGAGGAAUGUAAGGAGAUGGAGACGGAGAUAGAGGACAGGCAGCAAAUAUCCAUUACCUAUGCCAGAGGAAUGUUGUCGCCGUGCUCGUCGAUGCUUCGAGCUCCCGCCCCCAACAACGCCGAUACUCGGAGCGACGCACAAACUCCGAAGUGGGUCCCAAUUACCCCUGAUGGUUGGCUGACCAGAUGGUAUCGUUCCGCGGCACCGAACGCCUUGGUGUAUGCUGCCACUGAGAUAAAGCCGUUCAUCUCGAGAAGCUGGUUUUUUAUGAUUACUACUCAAAACGUACACAUAGAAGUAACCUCCCCCUAGAGACUGCACUCCUUUGAUAGUAGGAUGUUUCCCUGCAGUUCCCUUUUUCUUUCAACCGUCCCAAUAUGGUGCGCCUGCAAUUCCGCAAGUUUUUCAAGUGCUUUGCCCAGCACGGGGAAGAAUAGCUCCCGCACUGUCAAUGAAUCGCUAGAAAGAGUCGAAAUGCAAAAUGAGUCGACAUAUCGAACAAAAUGUUGAGAGUGUCCGUGAGACCGACCUUCAACUCAGGAAGAGCAUUGA
Molecule: messenger RNA, 988 nt
Organism: Fimicolochytrium jonesii
Lineage: Eukaryota; Fungi; Chytridiomycota; Chytridiomycetes; Spizellomycetales; Powellomycetaceae
Exons: 3
Coding region: 62-748 (228 amino acids)
Source: RefSeq, a predicted model, not a curated record